AUGCAGAUCCCCCGCAACUUGAACACACUUCUAGUCGUCCUUCUGGCGAUUUUGGGCCACUGCGAGUCCCGAAGGAGCGCGUACCGCCUGCCGAAGCUGCAGGGACGCAGUGCCUCCGGCGGCAGUCCUUCGCCCCAGGAUGUGGGAUCUGGGCGGGAUCUGAUGAAGAAGUUCAUGCUGAUGCGCGGCCUCUUCCAGCAGCCGCCCAGUGACAAUGUGAUUGUGAUCACGCAGCCCUCGGGCACCACGACCACGACCACGCCCACUGGAUCGCCCACCACCACCACCACGACGACGACAACGACCACGCCCACCUCGAACAGCACGGGUCGUUCCUUCCAGGCAAGUGUGGGGCAGAAGGAGCUGGAACUGCCAGUGACGACCAUGACUGGCCGCGGCCUUGAGGAUCGUCUGGACCUGCCACUGCCCAAUGUCGAGGAGCAGGUGCCCAUUGAGAGUCCACUUACACAGCCACACAGCCAGAAAAAGCAGUGGCCCAAGAAAUUGCGACUGAAGAAGAGGAACCUGGUCAAGAAGACCCAUCGACGUGUGCACAAGCAUCCGCAAAAGAAGCGACUCCAGAAGAGGAAGCCCAACCCAAAGCAGUCGGCAAAUCAGCAACGAAACUCCGAGUCUGCCGUCCGGUUCAUCGAACCCUAUCACAACGACCGAUCGCAAAUUGAAACGGGUCAGUCCGCCUCCGAUUCUCGAUUGCAGCGCAUCUGGCGACGCUUCCAAGUCGCCAACUAA
This is a messenger RNA of Drosophila gunungcola (fruit fly), 750 nucleotides long. RefSeq names its product PH domain-containing protein DDB_G0287875. The record is from RefSeq and is a predicted model, not a curated record. Lineage: Eukaryota; Metazoa; Arthropoda; Insecta; Diptera; Drosophilidae.